GGGCCUUCAGCACCGACCUGGUCAGCGCAAAAAUAGUGUUUCAUCUAAUCUAGGGAGAUCGUCAUCAUCACCACCAGCGCCCAUAGGGUCUCAUUGACCGAUUAAAAACCACGGGAUUGUUUAGACAACAUCGCGACCAUGGCAAGGAUCAACACGGCCAACCCGCUGGUCAAAAACACGCCCCACAAAGAGACGGUCGCACGUACUCCAGGGACAUCCCACAACAGCCCACUGUCGAGAGAGUCAUGUUCCAAUUUCAGGAACACAGCCAAGCACAAUAUGCCCGUCAAGCCGCAAAGCCAGUCGCAACGGCAAGGAAAUGGGUCAAGUGGAUCAUUUGAUAUAUUUCCCGACAGCGAUUCGGCAUCAGAAGGUGAAUUCGGACAGCACAGGUCUACCGGAAAGCAGCAAAAGCAAAGAACACUGGGACUCGCACGUGUGAACUCGUUACUCCUACCAGCAAAGCGGAGACCACGCCCAGCCAUCCGAAGGGAGACUGAAGAUUAUGACAAGGAGAACGACGUGCCAGAAUAUGCCGCAGAUGGAUAUCGCACUCCAGAUUUAACACCAACAAGGCCGAAUGCCUCACAGGCUCCCACAAGAAGCAGGAUGGAUUAUAUCCCCACGACACAGCCAAUGAUUGACCGGCAAGAAGAACAAGAGGAGCCAGAAAUCAGCUUUGAAGAAGAAGAAGAUAGCUCUGACUCACUAGACGGGUUCAUUGUCAGUGACAAUGAUGAGCCUAGCUCCUUUGAGACAUCAGAUUCUGAGACAGCCGACCCGGAAGCCGAGCCUAGCCCGGCUCCGUCGCCUGUCAGGUCACCAAGAAAAAGACUCCUGCGCGGAAGAAGACCAAUAUCAGAAGCAGAAUCAAACACUACUGCAGAUGAAGAGCCAUCAAUGGAAGCGACCAAGUUGGUGACAGAGCUGGACCGAUCAACUGAGAAAUCAAAGGCUGUCACCCCAGCACCUGAAGACUGCACACAAGACCCUGCAACCAGUUACAAAUCUAUAUCCCCUAUCCGUAGGGUAGAGAUACCCAAGCCACAGGUUGAUUCAAGCUAUCCUCUUCCUUUCGGCCUCCACAACUCCAACGACCUCAUCAAACACCUUGAGGAUCUUGACCUAGAUAGCGACAAUGACUCCAUAUUGCAAGCACAGCCAGAACAGUCCAACACAGAAUCAGAGGAUGAACUACCAUCGAAACUUUACCCAAGCCACACAAACCUAUCACCAGUGACACCGUCGCGCGCGAAACCUCACUUUUCUCUCAAUUACCACUCAAUCACACCAGUCGAUAGCUCGCCGGGCAUGGCUAUUCCCCUCACUCUAAAGGCCAAGAAAAGGGCCGAGGCGGCUCGGAAACGCGAUAUUCGAGCCCAAUUGGCCGAAUUCAAUCGAAGGAAGAUCGGCUUUGCCGAAGAGUUCCUCCAGCACCUUGAUAAUGCCUUCGAUGGCCAGAUUGGUCGCAUGACCGAGGAAACCGGCGGUAUCAAAAUCAUCUGGACAAAGAAUUUCAGGAACACCGCCGGCCGGGCAACCGUACGCUCAGAAAGAUUCCUCAAAGGAGAAGCCGGCGUUGAAGAACCCGGGAAACGGCGUUACUAUGCCACCAUUGAGCUCUCCGAGAAAGUCUUGGACACUGAGGACAAGAUUCUCUGCACUAUGACACACGAGUACUGCCAUCUCCUUGAUAUCAUGGUCACUGAAAACAGGGCCAAGGGUACGGCGCAGCACGGUGCCAGCUUCAAGCAAUGGGGCGACCGAUGUGUCAGCGCACUAGAAGGCCACCCUAUCUACGGGGGCCGGGUCGAGGUCACGACUAAACAUACCUAUGAGAUCAACCACAAAUACGUAUGGGCCUGCAAGGCCCAGUACUGUGAUUUCAAGGUCGGGCGACACUCGAAAAGUGUUGACCCAAAGCGUCAGUUCUGCGGCCGUUGCAAGGGCGGCCUUGAGCAGAUUAAGCCGGUGCCAAGGGCUGUGGUGCCAAGGGCUGUCGUGUCGAGGAUGCCUGUUGUCAAGGCGAUGGUUGCAGGUGAGCAGAGGGAGAUUGUGGUCAUUGAUCCUUGAUAUCUAAUGGACUGGUGAUGCUUGUAAAUAUUUGAGUAUGACCAGUGGGGUUGUCAACGAGACCAAUAUAAUGAACACAUGAAUGUCUGCCUAUGCCAAUUGGCUUUUCUGGGAUAGUAGAUCCAAGUAGGCGCUUCUUGUCAUGAAAGUAGCCGAGACAACGUGGCAAUAUAACCACUCGCACAUAGAAAUCAACGACAUUGAAACAACUUGGAAUUGUUCGUCCCGC
Penicillium samsonianum is the source of this 2302-nucleotide messenger RNA. RefSeq lists its product as uncharacterized. The record is from RefSeq and is a predicted model, not a curated record. Bases 139 to 2073 code for a protein of 644 amino acids. Gene Ontology annotation, cellular component: nucleus. Lineage: Eukaryota; Fungi; Ascomycota; Eurotiomycetes; Eurotiales; Aspergillaceae. The transcript is spliced from 2 exons.